This is a messenger RNA of Pollicipes pollicipes, 806 nucleotides long. RefSeq lists its product as uncharacterized. Gene Ontology annotation, cellular component: late endosome membrane; plasma membrane; endoplasmic reticulum membrane. The record is from RefSeq and is a predicted model, not a curated record. Gene Ontology annotation, biological process: endosomal transport; endoplasmic reticulum to Golgi vesicle-mediated transport. Lineage: Eukaryota; Metazoa; Arthropoda; Thecostraca; Pollicipedomorpha; Pollicipedidae.
GCGAUGCUGCGCGACCAGCUCAAGUUUGGCCUGAACACGGUGGAGGAUGGCCUGGUCUCCCAGUUGCUCUCUGACCAGGCCAGAAAAAGCCUGGCUCCCACGCAAGGCAUCCACAAGUACUGGGUCAAGUGCUACCCGCUGUACUCUGUGCUGCUGGCUCUCAACCGCACGUCGGUGGACUUCUUCAGCCUGGAUGUGGAGGGAACCGAGAUGGGAAUUCUUGCCUACAUGCCCUGGCACUUGGUUGACAUUAAGAUAUUGCUGGUUGAGAACUUCCUCUCCUACUUCUGGAACCCGCAGACAGACCUCAUGCGCUGGCUCAUGGAGUCUCACGGCUACCUGGCGAUGCGGCUCCAGCACGACUGGCUGUUCGUGCGACGCGACUGCGAGUAUGCCAAAGACGCCGAGGACAUCAUCCGCAGGCUGCGGCACCAGAUAGCCGUGUCGAAAGAAAACAAGGUCACGGAUCCGUUCAACGACUGAGAAAACAAAGUCACUGAUCCGUUCAACGACUGACGCCAGGAUGUGACACCGUACCAAAAGGGACAUUCGGGGCUGCUCAGGGCCCGCUGUCUUAACCCGUCUAACGCGCAGCAGCUCUAGGGGGAGGGAGGCUUAGCUUCUAUGCCCAUAAGACUUGGCUUUUACGCCCAGUCUGGGGUUGCGAAGGGCACGAUUGAAAAGUGUAUUUCUGCCUCCGAUCACAUUUGCAGCAACCUAAAUUGCCAUCUGAAGUCAAAUAUGUCGGAAACCGUUUGAUAUGUAUAUAUAUAUAUAUAUAUAUAUAUAUAUAUAUAUAUAUAUAU